Molecule: messenger RNA, 1530 nt
Organism: Molossus molossus (Pallas's mastiff bat)
Lineage: Eukaryota; Metazoa; Chordata; Mammalia; Chiroptera; Molossidae
Gene: YIPF2
Product: Yip1 domain family member 2
Exons: 10
Coding region: 150-1088 (312 amino acids)
Biological process (GO): vesicle-mediated transport
Cellular component (GO): Golgi apparatus; membrane
Molecular function (GO): small GTPase binding
Source: RefSeq, a predicted model, not a curated record
UUGAUGGGCGGGUAGGUUGGCCGCGCAGGCGCAGAAAGCCUUGGCCACGCAGACUGAGCCAACCUCAGGUGAGGAGGGCCGGUUGUACCUGUGUUCAGGGUCGGCGAAUUCACGCCCAGAGCGGGAUGCAGCGACGCCCCUGAGCGACCAUGGCAGCGGCCGAUGAGCUGGCCUUCCACGAGUUCGAGGAAGCCACUAAUCUGCUGGCCGAGACCCCAUAUGUGGCCACCACAAGCAUAAGUGAUCAGCUGACCCCAAAGGGGCAUGUGGCUGUGGCUGUGGGCUCAGGUGGUAGCUACGGAGCUGACGACGAAGUGGAGGAAAGUGACAAGACCGCGCUUCUACAGGAGGAGAAGCAGCAGCCUGGAUUCUGGACCUUUAGCUACUAUCAGAGCUUCUUCGAUGUGGACACCUUGCAGGUUCUGGACCGUAUUAAAGGUUCUCUGCUGCCUCGGCCUGGCCACAGCUUUGUGCGGCACCAUCUGCGGAAUCGCCCGGACCUGUAUGGCCCCUUCUGGAUCUGCGCCACCCUGGCCUUUGUCCUGGCCAUUACUGGCAACCUGACGAUUGUGCUGGCCCAGAGGAGGGAUCCCUCCAUCCACUAUGGUCCCCAGUUCCACAAGGUAACUGUGGCCGGCAUCACCAUCUACUGCUAUGCCUGGUUGGUGCCACUGGCUCUGUGGGCCUUCCUGCAAUGGCGCAAAGGCGUCCGGGAGCGCAUGGGGCCUUACACCUUCUUGGAGACUGUGUGUGUCUAUGGCUAUUCCCUUUUCAUCUUCAUCCCCACUGUGGUUCUUUGGCUGAUCCCUGUCCCGUGGUUGCAGUGGCUCUUUGGUGCACUGGCUCUGGCCCUGUCAACUGCUAGCCUGGUGUUUACCCUCUGGCCCAUUGUCCGCGAGGACACCAGGUUGGUGGCCUCCGUGCUGCUGUCUGCCGUCAUACUACUCCAUGCCCUCCUGGCCAUGGGCUGUAAGUUUUACUUUUUCCAGCCACUGUCUCCGGAGCACGCGGCACCUCCACCCCAGGUCACAUCUCUGCCUCCAACCAUAUUCUUCACACCCACCCCGCCAAAGGCUAUGGCAACCUAAGGCCAGAGCCUAUGGGGGUUUCUCUUUCAGGUCCAACAUGAAGGGACACUUCUGCCUGCCCUGCCCCCCAGACGAUGACUGAAGGUUUCUUUGGCAUUUCAAGAUCACUCUGCUACUUGCCAGACUUUUCUUACAAAGCAAACACUUUUAUUUUCUAUGCAAAGGUGAUUCAGAGAAUUUAUAUAAAGGCGGGAGAAGGGUGGCUGAGCAAGGAGCUUCCAGUGCAGCUGUUGCCCCAUGGGUCACCUGCUGGACCUUUCUUCUUUUCCCGAGGGUCCCAGAGGAGAGCAAAGAGUCACUCCAGCCUUGGUUGUGCCCACCCUUCCUGGAGUGCCCAGUUAGCAGGGCCUUGGGCCUAGCCUUGGCUCCACCACAUCCAAGUUUGAGGGUGUUAGCAAUGGGGGGGGCAAAAGUAGAAGAAAAUUGCCUGUGCUGAAACACA